ACUUCGUCUCUUGGGAUUAUAUCUGUGUUCCUUCUUUCAUUACCGGUGAUAAAUACGUUAUUCUCGAUCCACAUGAACGUUAUUUUCGAGGUGGUGUCAUAAUUGACGUCGACGAGAAAAUGUUUAAAGAAUACCCUGAUCAGUUUGCUCCUUUUAGAAUUCCGUGUGACAAACAUUUUAAUGGCACUUUGUUUCGUUAUCCACUUCGUGCUGAAGUAGAUUCCGCCGACUCGGAAAUUUCUGGCAGAAUUUAUAAACCUGACGCAAUCUUGGAAAUGUUUGAUAAAUUUUACGAAAAUGAAAGCAUUAAUAGCUUAUUAUUUAUAAAAUAUAUUGAACGUGCCGAUGAAAUUCGAGAAAAACGUCGGUUGAUAGCAAAAAAUAUUGUACCAAUGAUGAAUUCAUUAAAAUCAGGUGUAUUGGAAGGAAAUAAUCAAUUAGAAACGUCUUUUAUUGUAACUUUCUGUCGUCAAAAAGGAGAUUCCAAAGAGAAUAAAAGUUCAUGGUUAAUCUUGAAUUAUCUUGAUGACUUGCUCGAAACCGAAAAAUAUUUUCAAAGAGAGUACAAAAGAAGCAUUGGAGAUUAUAAGUUCGUCCCUAACGUUGGUUUAGCCGUUCCCAUCAAUGAUUUGAUGAAUGCUGGAAGUUUGUUUUGCUUUUUACCUCUUCCCAUUUCUACUCCUUUUCCCGUUUCGGUGCAUGGAUAUUUUGCGGUUAGCACUAAUCGUCGUUCUUUAUGGGAGGCCGCAGAAAACGAAGAUCUGGCGGCUGGGUCAUUGGCACGCCUGAAAGUUUCGUGGAAUCAUUAUUUAUUUGAAAAGGUCCUACCAAAAGCUUGGGUGAGAUUCCUUCGUAAAAUUCCGCUUACGAUUCCUAAUAUUUCACCAAAUGAUGUAUAUAAAUUCUGGCCAAUACUUAAAGAAGGAACAUCACGUAGCUUAAGUACUUUUUACAAAGAUCUAUUACAAAAUGUAAUUAAUAACCUUAGCAUUGAUGAUCGCGUAUUCAAAGGACCUUCAUCAAAGAUUGAAAUCGGAACAAAAUUUAGUGCUACAGAUGAUGCCACCCAAUAUCAAGAAUCCGAAUUUCAUUGGUUAUCCCUUUUCGAUGGAUAUUUUGAAGAAGAGAAUCUAUUUGAUUUUAAAUUGACUAUAAUAAUUGAGAAGGCUGGAUUUCCUGUGAUAUCAACGUCUUAUCCCAUUCUUAAUGCCUUAAAAGAAUCUAAUCAUGGAGAUUUCCCUAAAUUCUUUUCUCCUGCCAUUAUUCGUAAUUAUUUAAAUCAAAAUCGUAACAGAUGGAACACAGAUAUAAUCCCAAGAGACGAAGUCUUACAAUUAUUUGAAUAUAUUUUAAAGGAUAAACAAUUUGACGAAUUGGAAGGUUUUGAGAUGAUUCCUCUUGCGGAUGAUACGCUUGGUACUUUAACACAGCAUGGCAAUUCUUACGUUUAUAUUUACCCAAAAGAUCACUUUGAUAAUCAUAUAAAUGAUGAGCUCAACACCUUUAAAAAUCAAUUGAACAAAUUCAUUGACAAAUCGAUUCGUUACGAUCUUCAUAAAGCUUUGUGCGAGUAUGCACAAGAAUGGAAUCUAAACAUUAAAAUCCUAGACGAAUAUGCUGUCGUCGAUAUGAUUAAAUUCUCUCUGAAUUCUGAAAAUGCAGAUUCUGAAGAGAUACCAAUAUUAGAUCAUUAUGAGUGGAUUUGCGAUUUGUGGAGUAAUCUGAGAUAUAGAAAAUGGGAUCUCGAAAAGUUCGAAAACCUUCAUUUAAUCCCAACAAGUCGCUCUACUCUUAGACAACUAAAUACUCCUAAGAGCGUAUUUUCUAAUCAAAUAAACGAUAAUAUUUUAAAGUCCAUUUUCGAAAAAUUUGGUGCCGUUUUUGUGGACAGUAGAUUUGGCGAAAUGGCUAGAUGGGGGAGAGCAUCUCAAUAUACUAUUAAACCUGAUGAUGUUUUAUCAGUUCUAAAAUCUUUUCGAGCCGAAACCUCGUACCCAAAAAAUUUGAAUCAUAGGUUAGAACCUCCUGAAGCAUCACAGCUCGUUGAUUAUUUAUCUAAUCAUUUACGCCUCGCUAAUGAAGACGAAGUACCGAACCUUAUUGAAGUCAUUAAACAUCUACCGAUUUUUACCGAAGUCGAUAAUACUUCUCCAAUUUCAUUAUUACCUGCAAAUACAAAUUGGUUCCUACUUCCUCAGAAUGAAGAAAAUUCGUAUGGAAAAAUUAUUUAUCCAAGUAAUCAAGGAAGGUUUCUUAAUUCAAGUUCACAAAAUUUGAGAUAUAUACUGGAAAAUACCAUUAAGAUUCCUCGAUUAGUUCCACUUGACUAUUGGCGAAGUUAUGUAAUGCCAUUUCUCGAAUCACAACCACCAGAAGACAUAGGUAUUGUAAUACACAGACUUUUUGAAAGGUUGCAAAGUUUGCUUGAUCAUGAUCCAAGUUUGAAAGAUUCUCUUGGAGGAAUUUCUUUCGUGCCUGUUGGCACAUUUAGAAUGGCUUGGCAAAGACAAGCGUCUUUUGACAUGGACCUAAGAUUAGUUAAACCAAAAGAACUAUUUGAUCCAGAUUCACUUGUAUUUCGUAUUUCUCGAAACUUAUUCCUUUCAAAUUUGAAAUCAUUGGGAAUGAAAUCAAUUCUUUUUCCAGAUGAUGUAAUCAAUCGUAUUAAUACUAUAGUAGCUCGAAAGUCCCAGGGUUCAUUUCACACCAAAGCAUUCGACUUUUUUAAAUACAUCGAUGAAAAAUGGGAAUUGAAUGAAAAUAAAAAUCAUGAAUUCAUGAAUACUAUUCUAAAUAAAGAAUGGAUUCCUACUGUUGACGGAUCUGGGAAUCAAAUCUUUUCGAAACCUCAAGAUUGUUAUUAUAAAGAAUAUGAAUACCUAGUUUGCUUGGUCGCACCAAUACUGAAUUAUAAUGUUAAAAAUGAUAACUUUUUAAGGCACUUAGGAUGGCAAACUUAUCCAGAAGUUAGAAAGGUUCUAGAGCAAUUAGAAUCAUGUCAUGUUCGUGUAUCUAGUGGGCAAUCACCUGAGAAUUUGAAAGCAAUCUGUAACGCGAUAUACGAAUAUAUGAAUAAUGCUUUUCAAAAUGAUAAAGAAGCAUUUGAAAUUAUAAAGAAUGAUUUGGAAAACAAACCUUGGAUUUUGCAUAAUGAUACAUUUUAUUCGGCUGAUAAAUUUGUCUUUCGUCUUCCAACUGAAUUUGAGGAUAAUAAUUCUUUAAUUGUAGAACUUCCUAUAGGAUACAUAAGUGAUUUUAGACCUUUAUUUGAAGCAAUGGGAGUUCGAAAUGAAAUUGGAGUCAAGGAGUUGAUUUUAAUUAUAAACAAUAUGGUGGAAGGAAAUGAGGAAAGAAGAUUAUCAGAUGACGAAAUAAACCAUGUCGUUCAGAUUCUUAACCGAAUUUCUCAAAUCCAAAAGGAAAUUAGGAAUGGAGAAAAUGAUCCGGAUGAUUUGAGUGGACUAUUAGUGCCAAGCACUGACAAUAUGCUUGUUAAUCUAGAUAGAAUUCAAUUUAAUGAUAUUGGAGAAAGAAUUAGCCAACAUGAGAAAAGUCAACACAUAAUUGCUCAUCAAUUUGUAAGCCGGUAUAUUGCUGAUGAACUAGGAAUUCCAACUUUAACAGGAACAAUAUUUGGUGGUUGGGAGACAUUUGAGCAAGAUGAAUUAUUAACUACCCGAAUAAAAAAUAUUAUUAAGGAUUAUUCAUUAAGUCAAUUUUUUAAAGAAUUUCUUCAAAAUGCAGAUGAUGCUAAAGCCACAAAGUUUUCAAUAAUAGUGGAUGAAAGACCGAAAUUCCAGCUGGAUUCAUCUAGAAUGUCUUUACUUACAAAAGAAAUGGAUGAUUGGCAAGGUCCUGCGAUUUGGAUAUAUAAUGAUGCCGUAUUUUCUGAUGAUGAUUUUAGGGCUUUGACCAAACUUGGAAUUGGAGGAAAAUCUCGUGACGAUGAUGAAAAUGAAACUCGAAUAGGAAGAUUUGGAGUAGGAUUCAAUUGUGCUUAUCAUCUUACAGAUUUACCAAGCAUCGUAAGUAGAGAAUAUAUCAUAUUCCUUGAUCCAAAUGAAAAAUUUCUUCCAGCACAAGGACGUCCACCUAAAAGACAAAAAGGCUUUAAAAUUAAUUUUAUGGAGACGAGAUUUAAGAAGAGUUUCCCGGAUCAAUGCUAUCCUUAUGAAGCUUUAAAUUGCAAUUUUAAUGAAAGUUUCAACGGAACAUUGUUUAGGCUUCCACUUAGAACUGAAUCAUUAGCGAAUGAGAGUAAAAUUACGAACCAAGUUGUUGAAAUUGAAGAAAUCUUGAAAUUACUUAAUGGCAUUCAGGGUAAUAAAGAAAUGCUCUUUUUAAGAAAUAUAGAUUCAUGUUGUUUACGACACAUAAAUGAUCAAGAACAAGUUCCUCAACCGAUAUGGAAAGCAGGAAUUAAGAUGUCGGAUGAUCAUCGCGAUAUUCGAAAAAACGAAAGUGUUACGAACAAUAUAAAAACAUAUCAACUAGAUAUUGAAAUUGAGAUCAAUGAUAUACAAAACAGUAAAAUCUCAGAAAUAUGGAUUUUAUGUAUAGGAGGGCAUGAGAGAAUUCAAUCAAAUGAACUUGAAAAAUUUUCGAGGAAAAAACAUAUUAAGUUUCCAAAUCCUCCUGAAAUCAAAGGCGAAAUCUUUUCAUACUUACCCUUGUCAAUAAGUACCAACUUGGGCGUUCAUUUAAAUGGAAACUUUUUUUUGUCUAGUUCCAGAAACAAUGUUCUACAGUUUGAAAAUGACGUUGAUCGUGAAGAUUCAAAAUGGAAUCAUUAUAUUCUGUAUGAUGUCUUGCCCGAUUUACAUGUUAAAUUAUUUGAAAACAUUGUGAAACUUGAAGAACAACGCAAGAAAAAUGAAACAAAUUUCAUUCCACACACCUUAAAUAAUUUUUGGCCGAUUAAGAAUGAUUCAUCUAUGGGCUUGUACAAAAAUUAUGGAUUAAAUGUUAUUAAAAAAUUAGGUCAAGGUGAACAUAAAUUUUUCUGGACCGAAUUCGAUGGUGGUCAAUUCAUUUCGUUACAAGAAGCUAAAAUUCUUGAGGAAGAAGAGACGGUAAUGGCAGAUAUAUUAUCCCGUUUAGAAUUUCUAAUUGUGAAACUUGAUAAGGCCAAGCUUGAUCAACUUAAGGAGGCUGGUUCUCAGAUUUCAAAUUUCAAUUACACACCUAUCAGCGGAAGCUUAAUUUGCGAAGAAUUACAAGAAAAGAGAUUUAUGGUUUCUUUUGAUAUUUUCCAUCAAAAUCAUGAUUUAUUAUUCGAAUUGCUUAAUUAUAUUCUUCAAGAUAAAAGUUCUUUUGAACAACUUACUGAAUUACAAUUAGUUCCAUUGAGCGAUGGUUCUGUUAAAUGUUUUGGUGAAGUUUAUUAUCUCGGAGAAAAACAACAUCUAGAGUUAUUUCCAAAAAGCAAAUCUAAAUUUGUUUCCACUGAACUGCCAGAGAAUCUAAAGAAAAUUUUUUCGGAUAGCAUAUUUUCUGAAAUUACAAAUAUUAAAAAGGUUGAUACAUCUGCUAUUUUAGAUCUUUUAAAACAUGAAAUACCUAUGGCAAGAGAAUCGAAAUGGAGACCCAAUGGUAUACCAAAUGAAAUGUGGCUUGAAAAAAUUUGGUCAAAAUUUAUUGAAGAUGCAGAAAACUUAGAAUUUGCCAACCUCUCUAAAUUUCCUCUAUUGCCAGUGAUUGAACCUUCCAAACUUGUUCGACCUGAUACAAGUAAUCCACUUUUAUAUGAAAAGGAUCAUGAUUUAUAUCCGAUAUUAGUAAAGCUACAAGUACGUUUUACUAAUAUGGAAUUUUUCAAAAGUACUAAUAAAGACCUUAAAAAAUGUGUUGUGAAAUGUACUCCUAUAAAUAUUAUUAAUUCCUUGGGACGAGCUUGUUCUUCAAAUACGAAAACUAUGAAGGAAAUGUUUAAAAACCUAUCAAUUGAUGAUUACAUAAAGCAUGGAAAAAGCAACGAAGCUUUUAUGAAAACUCUUAAAUCAUUACCAAUAUGGCCAACACAUUCUUCACAAGACAAGUUCAUUGAUGCCACAACUGGAACCCUCCUUCCAUACUCGCUUCCAUUUUUUUCCUUUUGUGAAGAAACCGUGUUCUAUAAAUGCAACGAUGAAUCUGAUUUUGAGGCACUUGCUAAAUUAAAGGCUAAGACUAUUACUGAAUUUGAGUACGUUAAAGACCAUCUAUUAAAACCACCAUUUACCAUCUUUUCAAAACCCACUCAAAAGUACAUAAUAUUUUUGAAGAAAAUUUUAUCUCUACAAAAUCAAGAAAUUGAGGAAUAUAUCAAAGAUAAACGAAUGGUACCUAAUAAUUCGCUUAGCGCUUUCGUACUUGCUAGCGUAUUAUAUGAUUCGAGUGUUAUUUUAUUUCUCAAUACUUUUUCAGAUAGAAACAAAUUUUUACCAUCAGAAUUACAAAAUGACUCUGUUUGUUUAGAAGCUCUUGGAAGAAUUGGUUUAAAGCGCCAAGUGAAUUCUGUUACAUAUAUUGAAUGUGCAGAAGAUAUUCUGUUACAGCUUAAAGCUAAAUUGCCAGUAAAUGAUGUUAAAGGUCGAGCAAAAUAUUUAGUAAAGUAUUUAUACGAACAUGCCAACACCUUGAAUUUCAACAAAGAACAAUGGAACAAAAUUCUUGCAACGAAAUUUGUUCCAUCAGAAAUGAAUCUUUCUCCAUUUUAUCAUAAACCAAUAAAGACUUCAGGGUUUGAAAAUUUUAAAGCACUUUGUUCACAAAAAUAUAUGAAAGCAUGUUGGACUAAAUAUGCAUUAUUUGAUAAGUCUGUUGAGCCUACUACCCUUUUCAACGAAGUUAUAAAAAAUAAUGAGGGUUAUAAAAUCGGAGUUCCCUCUACAGAUAAUGUUAUUGCACAUUGGAUUUUCGUUGUUGACAAUAUUAACAAUAUAGAAACUUGGAGAACUUCUAAGGAACAAGUGAAAAGUGUAAUCAAAGAAAUUUAUAAAACAAUGAACGAACUUUUGCAAACCGAAGGUAACGUGGAAGAUGAGCAAAUAAGGAUGAUUAGUGAUCAAAAAUUAUUUUUGAAUGAUGAUGAUCCGUUUUAUAAGAACAAUUGGGUACAAGCAAGUUCGCUUAAAUUUAUUUCACAAGACAACGUUAAUGAAUUUUUAAUGCCUUAUAAAAAUUUGUUGAAGCGCGCUGGAGCCACUGAAUCAAGUGAAAAAAUCGAUCCAAAAGAUUUAUUACUAAAGAAACUUUUAAGUGAUGUAUAUCAUGAUGUCAUUUUUAUUGACAAAGAGAAAAAAAAGAUUGGUAGUGCAAACAGAUAUGUGCUUUCUGAUGAUGAUGCAGAUGCAUUCCAAGAAUUUCUACUAUGGCUAAAUGGGCAGGAUCAAAAGUCUUCAAGUAAACAAGCCGUACCUCCAAAUCGUCAAAGAUAUGAAAAUCUUUCAAGAAUAGCGGAAAAAUAUGAUAUUGAACUACUCAAAGAUUUAGCAGAAAAUGCUAUUAGUGUUAAUCGCUUUUAA
Molecule: messenger RNA, 7505 nt
Organism: Funneliformis caledonium
Lineage: Eukaryota; Fungi; Glomeromycota; Glomeromycetes; Glomerales; Glomeraceae
Source: the annotation of a GenBank genome assembly